This is a messenger RNA of Centruroides sculpturatus (bark scorpion), 1096 nucleotides long. RefSeq names its product inactive hydroxysteroid dehydrogenase-like protein 1. The record is from RefSeq and is a predicted model, not a curated record. Gene Ontology annotation, molecular function: oxidoreductase activity. Lineage: Eukaryota; Metazoa; Arthropoda; Arachnida; Scorpiones; Buthidae. Bases 77 to 1009 code for a protein of 310 amino acids. Gene Ontology annotation, cellular component: endoplasmic reticulum. The transcript has a single exon.
UUCUCUGAACAGACUCGGAUCUCUGACAAUAAUAGAAAGUUAAUAGCGAUACGAGCAAUUGUUCUAUUCGUUUCCGAUGUACGACUACUUUUUGAUCGCAGUGGGUGUUUCAACAACAAUUUCUGCAAUUUAUUCCUUCUUCAGGUUUAUAUAUUUGCACUUUCUACUUCGAUUUUUUCACGAUUUCCGUAACGAAUACGGAGAAUGGGCCGUUAUCACCGGCGGAAAUGCCGGCAUCGGACGGAGUUACGCUUUGCAAUUGGCAGAAAAAGGUAUGAACGUAAUCAUCGUCGGCAGAGACCAACAAACUCUGCGAAGUACGGCCGAAGAAAUCGAGAGCACUUAUGGAAAUCGAUGCCUUUACAUCCGAGCCGACUUGUCGGAAGAGGGUGCCGUACGUGACGUGGCACAGGAAUUACAAGGCAAAGACGUAGGAUUAUUCAUCCACAAUGCUGGUUUUUUAGGCAAUUUACCUUGUCUUUUCUUAGACGAAACGACGGAAAACGUGUUAAAAAUAAUCACGUUGCAAGUAACUUCUGUGGUGCAGUUAACUCGUUGCGUUCUACCGUGGAUGCUAACUAAGGAAAAUGGAGCCAUGAUAUUCGUCUCCUCCAUCGCUUCCAUCUUCCCUGUACCACGUUUAAAUGUCUACUCGGCUUCUAAAGCAUUUUGCACCUUCUUUUCCAGAAGUGUUUCCGCAGAACGUCUCGGUAAAGGACUGGACAUUCAGACGCUUAUUCCGUAUUACGUGUCCACCAAUUUGAUCAAAUUCAAAAAAAUCGACGUGAUAAUUCCUAGCAGCGAUCGUUACGUGAGGGAUGCCAUUCGAACUUUAGGAAUUUCCGAUUACACUAGUGGAUAUUGGUUACACGAGAUUUUAAAAUUCCUUGUAGAAAUUCGUCUCACAAUGCUAUGGAAAUGGUUUACGUUAAAAUCGAUGCUCAGAAUAAAGAAACGUUUGCAAAGUAUAAUUAUGUUUCGUGAGAGAGACAAAACUUUUAUUAACUAACAUUUCAAAUAAUUCCAGUGCGAAGACGUUAAGUAAAAGAACUCUUGUAAGCAUUUCGUUAAUAAUACUUUAACUUUUGUAUAUAUA